AUGGCUCAGGCCGCGGCCCGGCGGGCCCGGCGGCCGGCGCGCGCGUCGCUGCCGGCCGGGACGCGGGCCCGCUCGGCCGAGGACUGGUGGUGGGACCGGCUGGCGCCCAGCGGCUCCGGCUGCCACCUGAUGCAGGCGGACAGCAUGCUGCUCGUCCUGCCGGGCCUCGGGCCCACGCGGGCGCCCCGGCCCCGGCCCCGGCCCCGGCAGACCGCGGCGCCCCGGCCCCGGCCCCGGCCCCGGCCCCGGCCCCGGCCCCGGCCCGAGCCCGCGUCCCCGCCCGCGCCCGAGCAGGGCCCGGACCCGGGCUGGGGGGACCGCGCCCCCCUGGAAGUGCUGGUGCACAUCUUCGGGCUGCUGGUGGCCGCCGAGGGGCCCGCGCCGGUCCUCGGCCGGGCCGCGCGCGUGUGCCGCCUCUGGCGCCGCGCCGCCUCCCAGCCCGCGCUCUGGCACACCGCCACCCUGUCGCCCCCGCUGGCCGGCCGCGCCAAGAGCGGCGCCAAAGCGGAGAAGAAGCUCCUGGCCUCCCUGGAGUGGCUGGUGCCCAGUCGGUUCUCGCUGCUCCAGCAGCUGACGCUCAUACACUGGAAGUCUCAGGUGCAGCCCGUGUUGAAGCUGGUGAGUGCGUGCUGCCCCCGGCUCACCUUCCUGAAGCUUUCGGACUGCCACGGUGUGACCACGGACACGCUGCUCACGCUGGCCAAGUCCUGCCGGCAGCUCCACAGCCUGGACCUCCAGCAUUCCAUGGUGGACUCCACAGCUGUGGUGAGCUUUUUGGAGGCAGUGGGACCCCGAAUGCGCAAGCUGUGGCUGACCUACAGCUCCCAGACAACAGCUAUUGUGGGUGCACUGCUGGGCAGCUGCUGUCCCCAACUCCAAGUCCUGGAGGUGAGCACCGGCAUCCACCGCAACAGUACUCCGCUGCAGCUGCCGGUGGAGGCUCUGCAGAAAGCCUGUCCCCAGCUGCAGGUGCUUCGGCUGCUAAACCUGAUGUGGAUGCCCAAGCCUUCGGGGCGCAGGCCGGCUCUGGGUCCAGGCUUCCCCUGCCUAGAGGAGCUCUGCCUUGCUGGUUCUACCUGUGCCUUUGUGAGCAAUGAGGUCCUGGGCCGGCUGCUCCACGGCUCUCCCAGUCUGCGCCUCCUUGAUCUUCGAGGCUGUGACCGGAUCACGCCCGAGGGCCUGCGUGACCUCCCGUGUCAGGAGCUGGAGCAGCUGCACCUGGGCCUGUACGGCAUGUCAGACCGGCUGACUGUGGCCAAGGAGGGCAGCCCUCUGUUGACCCAGAAAUGGUAUCACAGUCUCCGAGAACUGGACUUGAGUGGCCAGGGGUUCGGUGAGAGGGACCUGGAGCAGGCGCUGGCUGCUUUCUCAGGCGCCCCUGCGCUCCCGGCCCUGAGCCGCCUCAACCUCAGGGGGACCCGCGUCACCCCCGGCAUGGUCAGCUCUGUGAUCAGCAGCUGCCCUGGCCUGUUGUAUCUCAACCUGGAGUCCUGCCGGUGCCUCCCGAGGGGCCUGAAGCGUGUCUACCGGGGCCUGGACGAAGUCCAGUGGUGUCUGGAACAGCUGCUCGCCAGCCCCCUCUCCGCUAGCUAGCUUGGCCCAGGCUUCUGAUAGGCCUCUCUGUGUCCUUCCCUGUUUUCUAUAUUUGAGCGUUUCGUUACAAUAAAAUGUUUCUAGGA
This is a messenger RNA of Dipodomys spectabilis (banner-tailed kangaroo rat), 1679 nucleotides long. RefSeq names its product F-box and leucine rich repeat protein 6 (gene Fbxl6). Gene Ontology annotation, cellular component: SCF ubiquitin ligase complex. The transcript has 9 exons. The coding region runs from base 1 to 1593 and encodes 530 amino acids. Gene Ontology annotation, molecular function: protein binding. The record is from RefSeq and is a predicted model, not a curated record. Gene Ontology annotation, biological process: SCF-dependent proteasomal ubiquitin-dependent protein catabolic process. Lineage: Eukaryota; Metazoa; Chordata; Mammalia; Rodentia; Heteromyidae.